Rhodotorula graminis WP1 is the source of this 1668-nucleotide messenger RNA. RefSeq lists its product as uncharacterized. The record is from RefSeq and is a predicted model, not a curated record. Lineage: Eukaryota; Fungi; Basidiomycota; Microbotryomycetes; Sporidiobolales; Sporidiobolaceae. Bases 1 to 1668 code for a protein of 555 amino acids. The transcript has 12 exons.
AUGUCCUGGCGACGCGUCCGCAUCCGCAAGAACGACCCCAAGAUCACGCUUCCCGUCGUGCCGGACAGCGAGCGGAUCGACCAGGCCUACUCGAAGCAGGUCGUUCCGCCACGCGGAAGCGACGACAGCGCCGUGCAGAACUUUGUCGCGCCGAGCCGUCGUGACGUCGCAGCAGCAGAGCGGUCCAAGCACGGCCGACACGUCGCCCGCCUGAUCAACGAGCACGAUGGAUGGUACCUGCGCGCACACCGCGAGGACGACAACGUCAUGGGCCACUACGGCGACCCGGACCACGACCCGCACUACCAGUCGAAGCAGGCGCACGCCAUGGAGGACUCGCGGUGGAACCUCAUGCGCCCUCGCCUCGACCACUACGCUCGCGCCGCCUUUCCUCGCCUCGACACGACCGAUGCCGACUUUGCCGAUCGCUACCGUACGACCGAGGCCCGCCUCGACCGCCUCGAGCGCUACGUCGGUCAGACGGACUGCGAGGCCCUGCACGUCAAGUUCGACCACGACAUCGACGAGCUCGACGAGCGCCUGCGCGUCGUGAGGCCCGAGAGCCUCGACUUUGAGCAGCAGCUGCGGCAGCUCAACAAAGAGUUCGAGCUCGACAAGCUGCUCCUCGUCCGAUACUUCUUCCUGCACCACGUCACGCAGCGGCACGGCCCGGCGGGCAGCACGCGCUACCUCGACCUGACCGAGGAAGAGGUUCGCCAAGCGUACCGAGACGCCGUGCAAGAGUCCGAUAAGGCCCGGGCCAAGCCGCACAUGCUCGUCGACCAGUACGAGCUCCGCACGCAACCGUCCCAGGCGCGAUACUGGUCCGUCUACCUGGCGCACGUCAUCGAGCGGCAGUACCGCAGCUUGACGCCCGACGACCGGCACGCCGAGCUCAUGCGCGAGCGCCGCGUCGUGACGCACAAGGUCGUGUCGAGGGUGCGCGCCAACCCGCCGAUGAACGCCGACGACGCGCAGAAGGAGCUCCACGAGGCCUAUGCCGACAUGCGCGCCAUGACGCCUGAGGCCCUCAAGCGCGCCUACUUCAUGCUCUCGGGCGGGCGCAACAGGCCGGCGUCCGUCGCCGACUCGACCCACACCGACACGGCGACCGAGCGCUCCGUCUCGCCGCCGCCCGACGAGCCCGAGCACGAGCACGAGCACGCGCACGAUGGCGACAUCUCACCACGAACCCGGCCCGCCGACGCCGGCUACUUCCGCCACCACCACCCCCACGACGGCAGCGAGCGCCGCCCGCCGACGCCUUACCCGCCUCCCCAGCCUGCCGACGGCUCCAUCUCGCCUCUCUCGUCCCACCCGUCCCACUCGUCCCUCUCGUCCGGCGCCGGCGUCGUCCCCCUCCUCGACCGCCCGCCGCCGCCCUCCCUUCCCUUUCCCCCUCACCGCGCCUCGACCCCGCUCGACCCGCUCGCAGCGGUCCCUACGCGCCCGCACGUCGCGUCGAAGACGUCGCGGUGGUUCCGCGGCGCGAGCGGCCAGGGCCCGUCCGACUGGCAGGAGCGGGGCGACGCUGCCGAGCGACGGCUGGCGGCGCCGAAGAACGUGCCGACGCACGCUGCGCUUCGGCGCAUGUCGAUGUCCCGGCACCAGAUCCCUGACGAGCAAGUACCGGAGCGGUCGUCGAGCUUGCCGCAGCGCAGGCCCUAG